AUGUUCUCCAGCCGGGCCCUCACCAGCGCCGCGCGCAUCGCCGCCCCGCGCCCCCAAAUCGCCGCCCGCGUCGUCGCAACCCGCGCCUACGCGGCCGCUGCUGCCCCCAGCACCGGCGCCGCAAACAAGCCCCCCGUCGCCCUCUUUGGCAUCGACGGCACAUAUGCCUCCGCCCUGUACACCGCGGCAGCGAAGACCAACGCGCUCGACAGCGCCGCCAAGUCGCUCGACAGCCUCGCUGCCGUUUUCAAGAAGGACGCCAAGCUCGCCACCAUCCUGACCGCGCCCACGCUCUCCGUCUCCGACAAGCAGCAGAUCGUCGCCGAGCUCCAGAAGCACCUCGGCAACGACAAGGACGGCAUCGUCAAGAACCUGCUCGACACCUUGGCCCAGAACAACCGGCUCGGCGCGCUUGAGGGCGUCGUCGACAAGUUCGGCCAGCUCAUGAGCGCCUACCGCGGCGAGGUCGAGCUGACCGUCACCUCCGCGGCGCCUCUUGACAACCGCACGCUGUCCCGCCUCGAAUCCGCAGUCUCAAAGUCGUCGUACGUCUCAUCGGGCCAGAAGCUCAAGGUCGUGCCCAAGGUCAACCCAGACAUCCGCGGCGGGCUCAUCGUCGAGAUCGGCGACCGCACCAUCGAUCUCUCCGUCUCCGCCAAGAUGGCUAGGAUGAACAAGCUGCUCAAGGACACUUUGUAA
This is a messenger RNA of Paraphaeosphaeria sporulosa, 699 nucleotides long. Its product is annotated as OSCP-domain-containing protein. Gene Ontology annotation, biological process: proton motive force-driven mitochondrial ATP synthesis. The record is from RefSeq and is a predicted model, not a curated record. Gene Ontology annotation, molecular function: proton-transporting ATP synthase activity, rotational mechanism. Lineage: Eukaryota; Fungi; Ascomycota; Dothideomycetes; Pleosporales; Didymosphaeriaceae. Gene Ontology annotation, cellular component: membrane. The coding region runs from base 1 to 699 and encodes 232 amino acids. The transcript has 2 exons.